Molecule: messenger RNA, 2548 nt
Organism: Cydia pomonella (codling moth)
Lineage: Eukaryota; Metazoa; Arthropoda; Insecta; Lepidoptera; Tortricidae
Product: transmembrane protease serine 9-like
Exons: 18
Coding region: 112-2427 (771 amino acids)
Biological process (GO): proteolysis
Molecular function (GO): serine-type endopeptidase activity
Source: RefSeq, a predicted model, not a curated record
UAAACAAGUUCGAUUUUCCUUAAAGCAGGCAGUCGAGCGCGGUCCGUCGACGCGCCACCCGCCAUCUUGAACGACAUUAAAAUCUAGUCAAAACAUUUACUUUUAACUGACAUGAGGUACUCAUUAAUCUUGGCGCUGCUGUGCCUGUCUUGGACGAGAGGUCAGAACAUUACCGAUGAGGAGAGGAAGCGUCUAGAGGCUCUCUUCGGGACUGAUGACAAAGAUGGCGACUUUGACCUCACGCCAGGCAAAGGCUUGCAAUUUUCCGGAACCGCUCCUAAAACAAUAAGGUAUAUUUCUCCAGUGCCUUCCACACCGUCCAGAGGGCCGGAAAUCAGUCCAGCUGAGAGGGAGCGUCUGGAAGCCUUAUAUGGCAAGCCGGACACUACCAAUGACAACUCCACGGAUUGUGAGACGAAGGAUGGUAAGGCGGGCGUCUGCGUGCUCCACUACCAAUGCAACCCGGAGAUAGGUACCGUCAACACGGAUGGAAACUCUAUAAUUGACAUAAGACAACGCGAAUGCCCCCACUACCUGGAGGUGUGCUGUCUCUUGGACCAGAAGCAGGACAAGCCCCCUCCCCCCGUGGUGGAGCAGAUGGAGUGCGGAUGGAGUAACCCUGGCGCGCAGGCCUUCCGUAUCGUCAACGACGGGACCUCGGCCGAGUUCGGGGAGUACCCGUGGAUGGUCGCCAUACUCAAGCGGUCUGAUGGCAACAUGGCGUGGUCUCAGAGCGACUACAUGGGUGGCGGCUCAAUCAUCCAUCCGCAGGUCGUGCUAACGGGGGCUCAUAAAGUUGACGGGAAAGAGGCCAAUGAGGUAAAAUGUCGUGCUGGCGAAUGGGACACGCAGACGCAGAAGGAGAUCUACCCUCACCAGGAGCGCAACGUUAAGAAGAUCGUCAAGCAUCCCGAUUAUUACAGACCGUCAGUAUACAACAGCGUUGCUCUCCUAAUCCUGGAAUCGCCGUACACGCUGGGCAACGCGCCUCACAUCGGCGUAGCCUGUCUCGCCCCGCACACCCCGCCCGCUGGCGCCCGCUGUCAGAGCAUGGGCUGGGGCAAGGAGUUCAACGACAAGGACAAAUAUGCUGUGGUGCUCAAGAAGGUGGAACUCCCUUGGGUCCCUCGCGACAAAUGCCAGAAGGAGCUGAGAAAGACUCGCCUUGGCUCGCACUUCGUGCUGCACCCCUCGCUAACGUGCGCGGGGGGUGAGGCGGGCAAGGACACCUGCGGGGGCGACGGAGGGUCGUCCCUCGUGUGCCCCAUAGGAAACGUGGAUCCGAAGCAGGACUCCCUCCGUCUCGCGAUCUACGGCAUGGUGGCGUGGGGCAUCGGCUGCGGCGACGCCGUGCCCGGCGUCUACGUCAACGUGCCCCAGUUCUACGAUUGGAUUGGAGAGAAAAUGGCUGCUGAGGGCUUUACCACCGACUCGUACACCUUUAAGUUAUAUUUGUUGUGUGAGGUUGAGAACACAAAGAUGUACAAAUUCCUCUCAACCCUUGUGUUUCUGGGUCUCCUGGCAUUAUCAUUCGCGCAAGGAGGUGAUCUGGACUCCAUCACCAAACAGAUCAACACUGGACAGAAUCGCAAGGGUUGCGGCUGGCGCAACCCCGACGGGCUUGGCUCCCAUGUAACCGCCGCCGAUGAAGCCAAGUUCGGCGAAUUCCCCUGGACGGUUACCAUCUUCAAGAUCGAACCACUAAACAACAAGUCGAACAGUGAAAAACACAACGUGUACGUCGGCGGCGGCUCUCUCAUCCAUCCGAGUGUGGUGCUCACCGCGGCACACCACGCGUCCAGUAGCAGCAAGUUACGCGUGCGCGCCGGCGAGUGGGAUACACAGACCGACAACGAGCUGUAUCCACACCAGGACCGCGAUGUUAAGGAGGUGGUCGUGCACAAGGACUUUAACAAAGGCAAUCUGUUCUACGACAUUGGGCUCCUCUUCCUAUCAUCGCCUGUGGACCUGGCUCCAAACGUAGGCGUUGCGUGUCUGCCCAGCGUGGGCGCGCGCGCCGCCGCCGGCAAUCGCUGCCUGGCGAGUGGGUGGGGCAAGGAUUUCGGAAAGGGAAAUUACCGGCCUGUAAUGAAACGGGCGGAGGUUCCAGUCGUAGACCGAGCUCGCUGCCAACAGGAGUUACGUAAGACCCGUCUUGGCGACAUCUUCGAGCUGCACAGCUCCUUCAUGUGCGCGGGCGGCGAGGCCGGCGCCGACACGUGCAAGAUCGACUCCGGCGCGCCCCUCGUCUGCCCUGCUCAGUACGAGCAGAAUCGCUACAUCCAGCACGGUAUUGUGGCGUGGGGCAUCGGCUGCGACGAACAAACGCCGGCGGCGUACGUCGACGUCGGGCAUCUCCGGGCGUGGAUAGACGACAAGGUCCGCGGCCACGGAUACGACCAGAGUGUUUAUACGUACCUCGAUUAGAAUCAGAUAUUUGUAAUGGGGGUGAUUUUUUAAAAUCCCCUUUCUGUUUUUUUAGGAGAAACGGUGAGUCUAUGUAAAGUUUAUUAAAAGGAAGCAAAUUAAAUCAAUUUGUCACCGUUAA